This is a messenger RNA of Orcinus orca (killer whale), 685 nucleotides long. Its product is annotated as dihydrofolate reductase-like. Gene Ontology annotation, molecular function: dihydrofolate reductase activity; NADP binding. NCBI's taxonomy places the organism in Eukaryota, Metazoa, Chordata, Mammalia, Artiodactyla, Delphinidae. Gene Ontology annotation, cellular component: mitochondrion. The record is from RefSeq and is a predicted model, not a curated record. Gene Ontology annotation, biological process: tetrahydrofolate biosynthetic process; dihydrofolate metabolic process; folic acid metabolic process. The transcript has a single exon. Bases 107 to 685 code for a protein of 192 amino acids.
AAUAUGAAGGUGAAAUAAAGACUCUCUCAGAAAUUUCGCACCAAGCUGGCGGGUAAUCCCCAUAUCGGUGUGACGUGCUAGCUCGCAAGUGUUUUCUGCUGCUGUCAUGGUUCGUCCGCUAAACUGCAUCGUUGCUGGGUCCCAGAACAUAGAACAUCGGCAAGAUCGGGGACGAGCCAUCGUCAAGAACGGGGACCUGCCCUGGCCCCUGCUCAGGAAUGAAUACAGGUAUUUCCAAAGAAUGACCACAACUUCUUCAGUAGAAGGUAAACAGAAUUUGGUGAUUAUGGGUAGGAAGACCUGGUUCUCCAUUCCAGAGACGAAUCGACCUUUAAAGGACAGAAUUAAUAUAGUUCUCAGUAGAGAACUCAAGGAACCUCCACAGGGAGCUCAUUUUCUUGCCAAAAGUCUGGAUGAUGCCUUAAAACUUAUUGAGCAACCAGAAUUAACAAAUAAAGUGGACAUGGUUUGGAUAGUGGGACACAGUUCAGUUUACAAGGAAGCCAUGAACAGGCCAGGCCAUCUUCGACUAUUUGUGACAAGGAUCAUGCAGGAAUUUGAAAGUGACACAUUUUUUCCAGAAACUGAUUUGGAAAAAUGUAAACUUCUCCCAGAAUAUCCAGGUGUUCCUUCUGAUGUCCAGGAGGAGAAAGGCAUAUUUGAAGAAUAUGAAAAGAACAGUUAA